Molecule: messenger RNA, 1068 nt
Organism: Macrobrachium nipponense
Lineage: Eukaryota; Metazoa; Arthropoda; Malacostraca; Decapoda; Palaemonidae
Product: lon protease homolog 2, peroxisomal-like
Exons: 7
Coding region: 310-885 (191 amino acids)
Biological process (GO): protein catabolic process; protein processing; protein targeting to peroxisome
Cellular component (GO): peroxisomal matrix
Molecular function (GO): serine-type endopeptidase activity; ATP binding; ATP-dependent peptidase activity
Source: RefSeq, a predicted model, not a curated record
GUUGCUUGAUGAAAUUGACAAGCUUGGAACAGGUAUUCAUGGUGAUCCAGGUGCAGCACUCUUGGAGGUUCUUGAUCCAGAACAGAAUUCCACCUUCACAGACACCUACCUAAAUUUGCCCUUUGAUCUUUCUCAGGUACUGUUUGUGGCAACUGCAAACACACUUUCCACAAUUCCAUCUCCACUGAUGGACCGAAUGGAAGUUAUUCAUGUCCCUGGCUAUACUCAGGAUGAGAAGGUCAUGAUAGGUACUUGCAUUUGCUUCCAAAGCAGCUUGAAGAACAUGGAUUAUCACCAGAUAUUCUUCAAAUGCCACAAGAUAUCAUCUCAGUCAUAAUUGGAGAAUACACAAGAGAAGCAGGAGUCAGGGCUCUGGAACGUAAAAUUGGUGCUAUUUGCCGUGCUGUAGCUGUACAGGUUGCAGAAACAAAGUGUGAUGAUACAGGAACCAAGGCAGUUUCAGAUGUUAUAGUAGCAGAGGUAGAUCAGAUGCAUAAAGCUGAAGGAAGUCAAAAGGAGGACAGUACCCUGGAGAAAGAGGAUUCCAGUCAUCCUGUUCCCAGAAGGGCCUCACCUGCACUCCCAAAUUUAGUGCAGCUGAAAGAACAUAUGGAAUUACCAAUAAUUGUGGAUUUAAAGAUGAUUCACGACAUUUUAGGGCCUCCCAUCUUUCAAAGUGGUUUAACUGGUCCGCGUAAGUGUUCCUGGUGUGGCGGUUGGUUUGGCUUGGACACCUGUUGGUGGAGAAGUAAUGGUUGUAGAAGCAACGAGCUCUGCUGGAGACUCCAAUCUCACAUUGACUGGCCAACUAGGUUCAGUCAUGCAGGAGUCUGCAAAAAUUGCCCUUUCUUGGGUUCGACAGCAUGCAGAAUUGCUCCGGAUUGACAAGGACUUUAUGAAAGAUGAAGAAAUUCACAUGCACUUUCCAGCUGGAGCUAUUAGCAAGGAUGGUCCUUCAGCUGGGGUCACAAUCAUUUCAGUCUUAGUUUCUCUUUUGACAAAACGCUGUGUUCGUUCUGAUGUGGCCAUGACUGGAGAAAUCACCCUAAAAGGUGUGGUGUGUUUUAC